Molecule: messenger RNA, 1461 nt
Organism: Lineus longissimus
Lineage: Eukaryota; Metazoa; Nemertea; Pilidiophora; Heteronemertea; Lineidae
Exons: 3
Coding region: 1-1461 (486 amino acids)
Source: RefSeq, a predicted model, not a curated record
AUGCGGGCCUUCUCCAUUAUUUUGACAGUGCCGCGAGUGCUGUGUCUCGAGGAAGGACCGACCAUUGCUUUAAAGGAAGUAGCCACCACCCCCGCCCCAGUCGGUACAAAUGAUGUUCAUCAUCAGAAAAAGAAAAAGGCCAAAAGGGCUAGGAGAGUAGAGCAACAUCAUAUUGUUGAAGAAGAUGGUGAAGGGCGAUUCACAAACUCGGAGACGAAACAUCUCCCUCAGGCUAAGGCCCAACACGCAGAUUCGCAGCAAGCGGAGAAGGAACGACCGUGCGCUCCAUCACCGUCGCCAGUCGUCUGCAGUAUCGUCGACGGCGGUGAAUCUCAUCUUCAAGUCUGUACCCCGUCGACGAAAAAUAAGAAAACUAAACCCGAAAGAAAUGAGCAUCGGGCUUCAACGAAAAACCGAGUGCGUGAUAAAGAAUCCUCUCAAUCAAAGAAGAAGAAGUAUCGAGAGGGUCAGCAACCCUCGCGCAGAAAAUGUUCCUCGCCCGUUAUACAAGUGCAGGGAUGUGGGGUGGCCACACCACAGGAAGUCGUCUCAAAUACAUCGUUUGAUACGGAUCCACCCAGCACUAGCGAGGAUGAUAACAGCGAGCAGGGCGAGCGAGCAGACUUCAACAGUUUCUUAUGCCAAGAGGCGGACUCUGCAGAGGAGGGGACCUUAUUUCAUCGUCUCCGGGCUCGUACUAACCUAGCACUAUCCAAGGCUGAACUCAACGUGACUCGGUUUCUUUCCAAUCACUACUCAUUUUUAUAUUCUAAUCUAACAAAUGAAACGGGACGGGCUAAUUUUAGGGAAUAUUUUCACGCAGGCUUUGAACAUUUUAUUGAGCUAAUUUUAGAAAAAGAAGUUCAACACAAGGUUUUCGUACGCUCUUCAGAGUACGCGAAACGCGUCAAUAAGGCUCAGUGCCUAGAAAGCGAGUACGCCCGAAAACAAGAGGCUAUCGCUCUUGGCGAAAAGGCAACACAAUUCAUGGAUGAGGCCCUAAUAAAAGUUAAAGAAUUUCGCACAAUUGUGCACUCGGCAGUAGAAGACUAUACCAAAGACAUAAACUAUACAAUGUUAGAUAGGGCCGCGUUUGAUGCGGAGGUUCAGUCCGCCAAAGAUCUGACCAAAAAGAUUUUUGCUCUCGUACUCAAAGCUCAACGAGUUUACGAGAAUGAAGGGGAAAAAGGGCAAUGUUUUGGGUGCGCCGAGAGAGAACUUAAAUUUAAAAGUAAUGAUAAGAUCCUCGGGAAAUGCCUGUUUGUUUCUCGGUUGCCAAGAGAACUAAGGCAGCUUGAAAUAUUCCCUAAAACCGAGAAAGAACGUGAGAAUGAGGCUCGUCUUCAGCGAGAGAAAAUCGAUUUAAACGGUCCGGAGCAGGGCGUCCGAAAACCGACCUUGCCCGGUAAAAUCCCGACUGGAGGUAAGCGGUCGAUGAUCGGCAUCAAGAACAUCAAAUGA